Molecule: messenger RNA, 1488 nt
Organism: Saccostrea cuccullata (small rock oyster)
Lineage: Eukaryota; Metazoa; Mollusca; Bivalvia; Ostreida; Ostreidae
Product: beta-1,3-galactosyltransferase 5-like
Exons: 2
Coding region: 180-1265 (361 amino acids)
Cellular component (GO): Golgi membrane
Molecular function (GO): hexosyltransferase activity
Source: RefSeq, a predicted model, not a curated record
GUAAUCUGGCCAUUGAUUUGAACAGGAGUUUAAACGCAUAAAAAUUGUCAAGAUGACAACAGUCUUCAGAAUUUUCAGAUAUCAUGGCAGAAUGUGAAGUGAUUGAAAAUUGAAAGAUAGGUACUUCUUUUACGUAUAGUUCUUGCUUUGAAAGUCUAGCGACAACAAAGGAAACAGAAAUGAAUAGAAACUGUUCGUAUUUGAAAUUCGUUAGUCUAUCGUGUUUAGUGAUGUUUACUUUAUUGUUUUUAACCAUGGAUAAUGAAAAUAUACAUGUAUAUUAUGAGGAAACAGGAGACAGUUUUAGGAUUUUGGAGCCCAUGUACGAUAAUAACUAUGAAACUACCACAGGGAUUAGAAUCAUAAAAACUAAAACACAAUACCCAGUCGGCAUGUAUGCACCCUAUCUCAUUAAAAACAGGAACCUGUGUCGACAAUAUGACAAGAUCUCAGCCCUAGUAAUGGUACAUACUUCUAUUGGUAACUUCUGGAGAAGAAAAGAAAUGCGACGGACGUGGCUUAAUAUCUCCCACUAUAGCCCGGAAAACUUGCAAGUGAUAUUCUUAGUUGGUACAUCAAGUGAUAAAAAUAUCCAGAAAGAGUUGGAAAAAGAGAAUUCUCUUUAUCAUGAUAUAAUUCAAGGAGACUUUGUGGACUCCUAUAGGAACCUCACCAACAAGGGCGUGAUGGGAUAUCGCUGGAUUACAGAAAACUGCAUGAAUGCAGAAAUUGUGAUAAAAAUUGAUGAUGAUUCAUUUAUUAACUUUUUCAAAUUUUUUGAAGAAUUCUCUUUUUUGAAACAACGAAAACGAUUCAUUUUCUGCAAUAAAAUCAACCCAAACUCAAUGCCAAUUAUCCGGAAAAAUUCGAGCAAGUGGUUUGUGAGUGACAUAUUUUACAAAGCACAGAAUACGUAUCCACAUACAUAUUGCAGUGGAUUUGUAGUGUUUAUAUCAACAGACCUGAUUCCAGCUCUGUAUCAAGCCGUGUUCACGGCACCAUUUUUUUGGGUGGAUGAUUUCUAUUUAUUUGGUUUGCUUCCAAGUCGUGUGAAAAAUGUGGUGCACGAAAAUUUCGGAGGAAAUUUAACUUUUAUGCAUCCGGAAGGUCUAAAAUGUUACAAGGAACAGAGAAGAAAGUGUAAAUAUCUAGUAAUGCCGGCUAAGGAUAAAGAAAUCGAUCCCAUGUGGAAGGCAGUCAUUGCUGAUAGGCGCCAGAGCGUGUACGGAAAUUAUUAUAUGAAAGUAAAAAAUGCCUAUCGGUGAAAUUGAUUUCUUUAUAUAUAUUUUUUUAAAAGGUGUUUUUUGUACAUUAGUAAAUGAGGAAAGAAAAUUGAUUUAUACUGUGUUCUUAUAUAUGAAAAUGGAACUCGUACAUUUACUUACCUUGUAACUGGUCAUUUGCUUAAUUUCGUUAAAAACAUUCUGAUUGUACACACAAGUACUCUGAAGUUGACAUCAAAAAGAUGUUAGAGUUUCUGCUUGACAA